AUGUCUGCCACAUCAUUAGCACCACCUUUUCCCGCGGAAACUGUUAUCAGCUGUAUUAAUUUUCAAGAAACUAUUCAUGAUACACCUCAUUUCCGUGCAAACAUUCGAAGAUUUGAAGAACAUGUAGAUCAUUUUGAAAAAUGGUUAGAUGGAUUUUGGAAAGCUUUAAAACAAUACAUUGAAGAGAUUAACAAAUUCAACGAUGCAAGCAACAAUUUGGCAAAGCGUUCUUCUCCUACUGAAGAUUCAUUGCUAGAUAGCGAAUUUACAUUACCAACUGUGAGACUGUUUACAGAUAUAUUUCAAACCACCUUUGCAUUUAAAGCAAAAUUGGCUAAUGAUAUUGAUGAAAAGCUUUUACAACCGAUAAAUCAAUUUAUAAAAAAUGAUUUAAAGGAAUUCAAG
Racocetra persica is the source of this 405-nucleotide messenger RNA. Lineage: Eukaryota; Fungi; Glomeromycota; Glomeromycetes; Diversisporales; Gigasporaceae. The record is from the annotation of a GenBank genome assembly.